GGACAAUGGAAGUGCGAGUGUCGAGAAUCCUGAACCGUGUGUUGAGUGCCCGCGAGCGGAGACGGUUCGAAACGUUCCGGAUGUUACCGUUGAACGCGAUCGAUCCGUUGUUAAAACGGCGGGUGAUGCAUGAUUUUGACAUCCAGUUGUACGAGUAUGAGCAAUCUCUCAACGGGAAACAACCGGCGGCUCCACUUGACCUUGUCAGCGUUGGUAGCGCAGCGGAGAACAUUUCCGUUCAGUUCGAUGUUCCUCCAGCGGAAUCAAACUACGAUUCGCAGGGUAGCUACGCAACUAUAAGCACAUUUGAAACAAGCUCAAAACUCUCCGAAGCGCUAGAAGAAGAUGAGGUAUAAUUGGUUUUGUUAGUUUCACGAACCACCGAUACAC
Topomyia yanbarensis is the source of this 390-nucleotide messenger RNA. RefSeq lists its product as uncharacterized. The record is from RefSeq and is a predicted model, not a curated record. Bases 6 to 356 code for a protein of 116 amino acids. Lineage: Eukaryota; Metazoa; Arthropoda; Insecta; Diptera; Culicidae. The transcript is spliced from 2 exons.